AUGUCGAGCGCACCCGCUCAUAGUGCCUCAGAUCCAGAGUUGAACUUCACUCAGGGCUCCUUAAUUGCUCUCGCUGCCUACUCAGGGUUCUACCUUCGGAAAAGCUGUCACGGCAGUUAUGGCUCCUUCAUCACCUUCCAACUAGUGUUGAUCAUCAUAUGCGCAUGGGUGUCUGCUUCCCGGGUCUACGCUAUCAGCCGCCGAAAUUGGUAUCUUGCCAUCAUUACGUUUGGGCUAGGUUUAGUGCCCGUGGGAACAAACCUGAGGCGAGUGCUUGGUUGGCCUUCUCAGACGAGCUCCACUCAAAUCAGAACCCUUCCUCAUAGUCAUUACGGCAACUCGAGCUUGCGCAAUUCUAUCAGACUCAAUAGUCAUAAUCGCUACCUGGUAUUACGUGCACGGUUUAUCAUUGCCACUAUUUCAAACUCGGCUGGCUCUUACACGGCUUGUACUCCGACACGUGCACUCUUCCUCAUGAACUUCAUUGAUAUAUUUACCUUCCGAUUGAACAAUCGCGGUUCUGACGGAAAAACUUACAGCAUUUCGUCUAUCCUGAUUUCCCGCUUUCUCAUCUAUCUUCGCCAAACAAAUCAAGGUGUCGAGGACCAAUCCAUUGAUCUCGACUUCGACAGAUCGAGAAACCUCGCCUUUGCGAUGAUGACGGUAGGAAACACGAGGCCUAUCAUUGACACCACGCUGGCCACCAGUAUCUCAGCCCAGAGUCAAACUAUAGACGUCUCAGCGGAGGACACAUUGGGUAAACAGGACAACGAGAUUGAUGUGUAUGGAUAUGUAUUAUACCUUGUCAGAUCUAUGCUUAAGCGGGUCGAUCCUGUAUUCAUCUACAUGCCAGUCUUCCAUCGACAAAUGGCAUCAGAGGACCCCUGGACAAGGAAGACAAGUGCGACAUCCACAUCAUAUGAAGUGCGCGGAGGCGGCCGGCAUCUCUAUCAUCAACAAAGGAUGUUCGCACUUUCCCGUAGUCUGAUGGAAGGCCAGUACGGUUUUACAAGUCUUGCUUUCCAAAGCACGUCCAGACAUAGCCUUACAGCCAGUCUGUAUCGCAACGAUGCAGCGCUAUCCAAUCAUUCUCCCCAAAGGAGCACAUGCUAG
Molecule: messenger RNA, 1113 nt
Organism: Postia placenta MAD-698-R-SB12
Lineage: Eukaryota; Fungi; Basidiomycota; Agaricomycetes; Polyporales; Adustoporiaceae
Exons: 11
Coding region: 1-1113 (370 amino acids)
Source: RefSeq, a predicted model, not a curated record